Anguilla rostrata (American eel) is the source of this 13423-nucleotide messenger RNA. Its product is annotated as lysosomal-trafficking regulator-like. NCBI's taxonomy places the organism in Eukaryota, Metazoa, Chordata, Actinopteri, Anguilliformes, Anguillidae. Gene Ontology annotation, molecular function: protein binding. The record is from RefSeq and is a predicted model, not a curated record. The transcript is spliced from 54 exons.
AUGCCUGUCAGUCUGGGCUAACUGGAGUACUCCGUGUGCCUCUUCCACUGUGUCCAGCACCUUCUGGACCUCAAGACAAAGGACACAGUCAUAUUCUGCUCAGAUAUGACUGGUGUGAGUAACACACUGGCGCGGGAGUUCCUGACUGACGUGCACCGGCUGUGCAGUGCAGUGGCUGAGGGGGGAGAGGAUGAGGAGGAGUGUCGCAUGUUGAAGCUGGGCGAGUACCUGGUCAGGGGGCGGGGUUUCCUACUACUCAACACCUUGGAUCAUGUCAUCGACCAGGAGCUGGCGUGUCGGGAGGACCUGCUGACGCUGUUGCUGUCCCUGCUGCUGCUGGUGUGGAAGAUACCUUUACAGAACCAACCAGAGUACACACUCUCUUCACUGCCAGAAGUGUUUCUCCAGCGUGAGAGGAAGGCAUUGAGAUCGGGGCGGGAGAAGGCCGUCUCAGACGUGCAGGAAUCUGGGAGGUCACGGUGCCAGCUCAGGGCCUCCCAGCAUCGCACGGUGAGGCAUGCACGUAGGCCCCAGCUGCCCGCUUCCAAUUCUGACACCCCUGCAGAUAAGCCCAUCAGCUUUGGGGGUAAACGUCUCCGAUCCCGAGGCUCGACCACGCCAGUCGACCGGCAGGACCGUCAUACGAAAGCCCCGAAUGCGGCGCCCCCCGACGCAGAAACCAUGAGCGCCCCAGAGCGGCCAGACCUCCAGCAGAGGUCCAAGAGCGAGCCGCUCACGGAGCCCGUCGCUCUGUCCAUCUUCGAUGGCAUGGAGCAGUCACCAUUGGACCUCUGCCAUGUCCUGCUCUCACUGCUGGAGAAGGUCUGUAAGUUUGACAUGAGCCUCAACCACAACCCCGGGCUGGCUAUCAGUGUGGUGCCCACGCUCACCCGCAUGCUGACGAAGUUCGGGGACUGCUGCGAGCCGUGGGGCGGCAGGGGCAGCGGGGCGGGGGACCUAGCUCAGGGCUGGACGGAGGAGCCCGUGGCCCUGGUGCAGAGGAUGCUGCUGCGCUCCAUCCUGCACCUGAUGUCUAUGGGCGUGAGCCAGGGGGAGGCGCUGCCCCAGCACCUCCGUAGGAACCUGUCCGACCUGCUGCAGGCCACCCUGAAGAUCCGCAGCUGCCUGGAGCGGCAGGCCGACCCCUUCGCCCCGCGCCCCAAAAAGACCCUGCAGGAGGUCAGAGACGACUUCUCCUUCUCCCGGACCCGGCACGGGGCGCUGCUGCUGCCGGAGCUCCUGGGCGGGGUUCUGGGGGUGCUGCUGGGCUCCCUGCAGGCCUCAGAGCCCAACCCCUUCUUCUUCAGCCAGGCGCUGGAGCUGCUGCACGAGUUCCUGCAGCACCGCGGCCUGCCGCUGCUGGAACACGCCCUGCUGCGGCUGGAGCGGCCGGACGUCCGAGAGUCCGCCAUCAGCGAGGAGGCGGCCGGACACUCGUGUGACAUCAUCGCCGCCGCGCUGAACAUCGUCGCCGCCGUCAAGGAGACCAAGUCUGAGCAGCAGCACCAGUCCGUGUGCGCCCGGCAGCACCACGGCCGCUGCCAGUACUCGCAGUUCCUGCACCACCACCACGACCUCUCGGGCCCGCCCACCUCCACCGUCACCCGGGCCGCCCGCCACAACCCCUUCCAGGAGGAGCAGGCAGGGGAGGAGGCACCCUGCACCGAGCGCUGCUGCUGCCUGGCCGCCAUCUCCCGGCAGUGCCUGCGCUUGCUCCGGCUGCUGCCCCCCGACAGCGCCCCCUCCCUGCAGAUCCUGGCCGGGCUGCAGGCUGUAGGGAUCUGCUGCUGCAUGGAUCCCAGCUCCGUGGUGGGCCCCCUCCUGCACCUCCUCAGCCUCCGCAGCCCGGGCAGCCCCCAGGCCCGCGUGCUCAACCUCCUCAGCCGUCUGCUCCUGGAGCAGCUGGGGGCGGGGCAGCCUACAGAGGCAGCCAAUCAGGUCGCCUGCAACAUUUGUACUCUGGAUAGCAGCCAGCUGACGAGCCUGGAGGCAGCCCUGAAGGGGGGUCUCGCUGCCCCGCCUUCUCCUGGCUCCUGCCGUUCCCAGGGCGUCCUGUCCAGAGAGGGGGUCGGGGAAUGCGAGGACCUCCUGUGGAAGUGGGAUGCUCUAGCGGCCUAUCAGGACCAGGCAUUUAGCGAGGACCGGCAGCUCAGCCUGCUGAUGGCAGCUCAUGUGCGUCAGCUGGUCCUGCGGGGAAACCUGGUGGUACGCUGGCAGCUCUAUACCCACGUCUUCAGCCCCCUGCUGCAGCGGGGUGUGGAGCUGGCCCACCACGCCCAGCAGCUGGGUGUGUCCACCAGCUGUGCCCAGGCCUGCAGCUACCACAGCCAGUGCCUGCCCAUAGAGGUGCUGCAGGUGUACCUGCGCACACUACCUGCAUUACUGCAGUCCAGAAUGACCCGGGACCUGUUCCUGGGCUGUAAUGGGCUGAACCAGGUAACGGAGCUGGUUUACCUGGACGGCACGCGCCCAUGGGCCCUGAAGGUGUUUGAGACACUCAUCCUGAAUGAGGUAGAAGAGCAGGGCAACAUCCUGCUGUCGGUUCCCAUCCCCACGGAGACGGGGACCACAGAGGGAGACGGGGGGCCUGCGGGGGGUCAGCCCAGCCUCAGCACGCUGUGUGAGGGUCUGAGGGAGGGGAAGAGUCGCCAGUGCAGGGCGGGGGAGGGGCCGCGGCACGGCGGGGGCGACGCCCACCUCAACACUAUCAACCUCUUCCUGCGCAUGGCUUUCCUAUGCGUCAGCAGGGACGCGGACUCGGACCGCGACUCCACCAACGACUCGGAGGACACGUCGGGCUAUGACAGCACGGCCAGUGAACCCCUGUCCGCCCGUCCGCCUCGCUUCUCCCCCGACCGCCUGGCUCUGCCGUCCCGCGACCAGCUGCGGCGUGCGGCCGACGUGUGGACCGCGUGCCGUGGGGUCUACCUGUCCAGCACCAUCUUUCGGAGGCAGUUCUACAGGCUCGGGGGGCUGGAGGUCUGCUUCCACCUCAUCAUCUUGGUCAUCCAAACUCUGGCCUCUAAGUCCAGGGACAGCAGAGUCAGGAGGAGGGAGCCCAAGGGGAGGGUCGAUCCGGCCCAGCCAGACGCAGCCCAGGAUCCCGCUGAUCCCCCUGGCCCAGCGCGAGGCGAGGCCCAGGCCAGAGUCCCCCCUUGGAGGCAGGAGGAGGAGUGGGCUCUGGAGAGCGUGCGGCUGCUGGAGGCCCUGAUAUCCAUAUGUCUGCACAGCUGCAGCAUGGCCCAGAAUAAGAAUGAGCCUCAUCUGUCCCCACAGUUGCGGUCAGUAGAGGAGGUUCUGGCUGAGGUGCGAGACCAGCUCUGUGGUUUGGGUCUGAUGGAUACCGACCUGGCCAUCCCACUAUUUGACUCUCUGCUGCGUGUGGCCUUGGCACAAGUGUGCACCAGCUUUGAGGCCAUAGUGGAGAAGAACACACUGUCCUUGUGGGGAGAGGAAUUUGUACCUCCUGCAGGAGAUCUCUCAGAUGAGGGAGAGGAGCCAGAGGAAGGCAGGUUUUGGUCCCAGGAUGGAGAGGAGGGAUAUGAGGCUGACAGUGAGAGCGAUCCAGAGUGUACCACCCGCCAGGACCAAGCAGGUGAAGAGGCAGAUUUGGCUCAAGUACGAGGUACAGUGUUCGGGAUGAAGGCAGAAGGUCGCUGCAUGGGGGUGCUGCUGUUUCCAGAGAUCUGUACCUUGGAGCUGCAGAUUCUUUCUGUUUCUUCCCCAACCCCGGAGGUCCUUCUUCACAUCCUGCACAGCCUGCUGGGAGUGGUGUGCAAAAACCCCCAUAAUGCUACACUCCUGUACCAGCAGGGAGCUGUGAAAACCAUUUUGGGAGGAUUCCAGAACACCCUGAAGCAGUCAGACUCUUCCUUUCAAGCGUGUCAGGCGGUACUAAUGGAACUGCUGGUUGCCAUGGUGAGGGACCACAUCACAGCAGAAGAAGUAGCCAUGUUGAUCCGGCUGUUCCUGGAGAAGGAGCCUCCCGCUGAUGGGGUUCUGAAGGGGAUCCUGCGGAUUGUCCAGGCCAACAUGGACAUGGAGGCUCUGCAUUUCCUGUCUUUUCCGCUGCUACCCAGCACUUCCUGCCCAGGUCCCAGACACAGCCGGGCAUGGGUUGGCAGGGCAUGGAGGGGCCAACCCCCCCUGAGGUGCAGGGAGGGGGGUGAAGAGACUAUCCCUGCUCACCAGCUCACCUCUCCCUGGUAUGUGGCUCCCAUCCACCUGCCCCUAGUGGGGCAGAACUGCUGGCCACAUGCGGCUAAUGGCUUCAGCCUGUCACUGUGGAUGAGGGUCCCACCCACUGCAUGGAAAAACUCUGGCAACUUGGACAGGAAAACCAUGAAAUCAACAGAGUUCAGGGACAACAACCAGAACAGCACAGAGCAGGAGAAGUGUCCAUCAGUGGGGCGCCGGGGUCCACCCCGUCCCGGUGACUCGCUGGUGGAGGAGGGCUUUCUCCACGUUGCCUCGCUGGGCUCCAAGGCCCUCAUGCUGCAGCUGUGGGCCCACCUGCCCACCGGAACCUUCUUAUUCAGGAUUUGUGUUGACCCUAAUGAUGAGAUGAAGGCAGGUCUGCUAGCCCAAGCAGAGUCUGGGGAGGGGGUCCUGACUCCAGGCCGGUGGCAGCAUGUUGCCCUCACCUACACCCAGCAGCCUGAAGGCAAGAAGAGCAUCUGCGGCACCCUGGCACUCUGGGUGUGCGGCAUCAGGAAGUGUGAGCUGUCCCUGGACUACGCCCUCCCCAGGAAGUCCAGCCUGUCCAUGGACACGAAGACCUUCUGCCUUCUUGGACACUACCAGGCUUGUGCAGAAGAGCUGGCCUGGCAGAGAGGAUGCUGGGAUAUGGGCUGUGUGAUGGUCUUCAAUGGCUCUAGAAUUGGUCCAGAGGAAGCCUUUUAUCUGUACACCAGCGGGCCUGACUGCACCUCCAUCAUACCCUGCAAGUAUGGCACGCCCAGCCCAAAGGUGUCCAGGUACAUGACCCUGGAGGGCCUACAGAACUGGGGAAUGAUGUCCAGGAGCAGAGGAGGGGGACCAGAAACUGCGUCACUUAUCGAGGGUUUGGCGGUAGUGUAUGUCCCAGGCUGCCCCAGUCAGUACUCUAUCUACGAGCCACUCUCUGCACUGAAGGGACAGCCCAAGAUGGCUGUGACUCAGCGGACAUUGCGCACUAAGACGGCGCAGAGUAACGUGCUGGAGCCACAGGUCCUCCGCGCCCUCAGGCCCAACGAGUCCCAGAGCCUGCAAAGCGUCCUGCACAAGAUAGGGGGCGCUGCCUCCUUCAUAUUUCUCUUUGCCAGGGUUGUGGAGUUGAGUGACUGUGAGCAGACCCAGGCUCUAGCCUUGCAAAUUCUGCUGUCUCUGGUCAAACAAAAUCAGCACCGAGUCCAGGAGAUGGACAGUUGCCAUGGUUACUCCAUGAUCCACCAGGUUCUCAUCAACACCAAAUGCAUUGUGGGGUACCACAUACUCAAGGCUGUGCUGGAUGGCUGCUUCAGUCAUGAGAUCCUCACUGUUAGUGCAGAUGGGCAGUUCUGUCUGAACACUGAGUCCACAGCUGUGGUGCAGGACCUGAGACUGGUGUCCGGUGUGCUGCUGGACUGGAAGAUCUGGUCCAGGGCUCAGGAUGGGGUAUGGGAAACCCUGCUUGCAGCCCUGGAGAUCCUCAUCAGGGUGCACCACCCCCAGCAGACAUUCAACAUCCAGCAGCUCCUCAAGGCCCAGGUGGUCCACCGCUUCCUGCUCACCUGCCAGGUGCUACAGGAGCAGCUGACCCCUGUACCCCAGGAGGUCUGUUUGUCCUUCACUAAGAUCAUUCAGGAAGUCCUGGGCUCCCCUCCAGACCUGGACCUUCUCAGGCUCAUCUACAACUUCCUGUUGGCUGUGCAUCCACCCUCAAAGACCCACGUGUGCCACACCCCCACCAGCUUCUACUUCUACCUGCACAUUGAUGGCAGUCUGCACCAGGAGAAGGUGCAGUCCAUAGUGUCUCUGAGGCGUUACAGCAGUGGGGAGAAUUCUGCCAGCAGCUCUGUGUUCUCCUCCUCUCCCAUCAGCUUCACUGCAGCACACUCCCAAGAUCCAACUCCGCCACCCUCUCCAGAACAGGAUGACGGGGGUCAGUCUCUGCCCCCCACCAAUGAACCUCUCUCAGCCCCUUCCUCCCCAUCUCUGUCCCCCCACCUGUCCCAUGAGGACAGUGACGGAGGUCCCUUCGGAGCUCACCAGAGCAGUACGGAGACCGUGAGGCGGGACGGCGCCGAGCAGCUUAUGAACAGCUCCGACUCGGUCAGCACCGUCUGUGACCUGCGGCCAGAGAGGGGCGGGAUGGACACUCCCCCCGUUAGUGUGGAGGAGGAGCCAGAGGACGGGGACGCAGCAGACCAUUUUGACUCGGGCAGCGUAGAGGCACCACUUGUUCCAGAGAGCCUGCAGCAUCUCCAGUCUCCCCAGAAGAGGGAGAGUGCCUUCGCUAGCCUGGGCCUGGCUUUUCCUGCCCAAAAUGGCUCCCUGCCAGUCACCCACAGGAGCAGCCUGGUUUUCCCCGCCCACUACAGUGCUCUGCCAAUCACCCGAAGGAGCAGCCUCGCUUUCCCCGCCCACAACAGCGCUUUGCCAAUCACCCGCAGGAGCAGCCUGGCUGACAGCAGGACGCUGCCCAGGAACUGGGAGAGCUACGCCGACACGCCCGGCUACGGGACUGCCCACAGCACAACCGGCUCCACUGACAGGUCCGGUGUGGAGGGCUGCCUGCUUCUGAUGUGCUGCGGCCUGUAUGAGCUCCUGAGGGGGGCGCUGCUGCUGCUGCCAGACGGCAUGCUGGACCAGGUGAUGGACAACCUCAUCCAGCCCCAAGCGCUCAUCGUCCUGAUCAACCACUCAUCGCCUCUCAUCCAGCUGGGCGUCAUGAAGUUGCUUGAUGCUUACUUCAUUCGGGCCACUAAGGAGCAGAAGGAGAAGUUUCUGAAGAAGCAGGGUUUCUCUCUGCUGGCCAACCAGCUGUACCAGCAGCCGGGCUCGCAGGAGCUCCUAGAGUUCUCCCUGGAGAUGCUGCUCGGCCGCCCCGUGGGGCUGGAGGACGAGCUAGAUCUAGAGGAUGCAGACAGCAUGGACCCGUUCAGGAGGCGCUGUGUCAUCCCAGUGCUGGGGCUGAUAGAGAACUCCCUGUACGAGAGCUCGCUGGUGCACAACGCCCUGUACGUCCUGCGGCAGCUGCUCAACACCUGCCCCAAACUGGGGGACGUCCUGCUGGACCACGGCCUGCUGCACACGCUCCUCAACACACUGGCCACCCUCAACGGCCUGGAGAACGGAAUCACUCUGAAUGAAUACAGACUCCUGCUGUGUGAUAUCCAGCAGCUGUUGGUGGCCGUGACCGUUCACUCCUGCAGCUCCUCGGGGUCUCAGUACUUCCGCAUAAUGGAGGACCUGAUCACACUGCUGGGCUACCUGCACACCAGCAAGGUCCAGCGCACACAGGAGAUGGCCGUGGUUCUGCAGUUCAGAGUCCUGCAGUCUGCCAUCGAGUUCAUCCGAAGCACAGCCAAUCAGAACCCUAAGGAUGUGAGCAGUUCUGGAGACCCGCCCCCCUCUCCACGCCGUGCCCUUCAGCAGAAACGCAGGAGUAUAGCUGGUUCCAUGGCCACGAAAGACUCCCUUUUUCCUCGAAUUCCAAGGCAGCACUACUGUUCAUAUGGACAGAUUCCACUGCCACCCCCCUUCAGUUUCCUGUCCCAGGACUCCCCCCUCCCCUCUCCCACAGGGACCACCUCCUACCUGCUUCCCGCUGACGCAGGCCGGCGCCGGUUCUCCAUGGUGCAGUCGGACUCCUUGCUGACGCGGGUGCGCUCGAUGGCGGGGGAUGAUCUGACGGAGAUGAUGCAACGCAGGAUGAGCGAGGAGAACCCCGCCCGUGCCAGCGAAUCAGAGCUUGUGCAGCGCCUGCAGAGGCUGGUGGUGCUAGCAGUCAACCGUCUCAUCUACCAUGAUAUCAGCCAGGACUGCUUUGACCUCCUGAAUAUGACAGAAUCCUCUGCGCAGCAGCCUGGCCCAGGAGAGCAGGCCCUGGGGCAGAAUGGCCUGGCUCCGCCCCUCACCAGCAUUAGAAGCUUCCAGAAGGCCAUUCUUAGGCUGAUGGUGGAGGGGAUGAAGAUUAGUCUGGGCGUGUCGGGGAGGGGCGGUGCUCCCAGGCAGCAGUGGAGGCGGAUGUUGUGGUCCUGCAGGGACACAUUUCGGGUGCAGAUCGGGCGCCUCCUGGUUCAUGCGCUGAGCCCUGCACGGCCACUGCAGAGCAGGAAGGAGGCGCUGGAGCUGGUGUACGAGCCCUGCCACCCCGAAAUCCUGCGGGAGAGCCUGAGCCCGGGUCUGGAGCACGGGCCAAAGCUAGCUCUGUACCUGUACGAGCUGCUCCAUGACCACAAAGGCAAGCUGAGUAAGGAGGAGCAGACAGCUGGGGGGGUCUUCCUGACGUCCCUCAAACUGUGCGGUCACCGCUGCGUCCCGCCCAGCGCCCCCCCAAAACCCGACCUCAUCAAGGCCAUCAAAGAGGAGCAGCUGAAAUACCUGUCUGAUGAAAAAAUGAGCAAGGCCGCCUGGGAGAAGAAAAUGGGAAUCACUCAGAAAAGUCUGAUGCAGAGGCUGGACAGCAGGUCGAAGGACAUCUUCAGGAUGGCGGCGGACGUCACGCAGAAUGUGUCCCUGCGGCAGGGCUUGGAGCGCAAGAAGGUGAUUCAGCACAUCCGCCGUCUGUACAAGGGAGACCUGAGUGCCAGCCGAUUCUGGAAGGAACAAGUACAGCAACUUACACAUGACAGAGCGGUUUGGUAUGACGAGGCCUCAUACCCCACGUCCUGGCAGUUGGACCCCACCGAGGGCCCAAACCGGGAGAGGCGGCGCUUACAGAGGUGCCAUCUCACCAUCCCAAAAAAACACCUGCUGCAGGACCGCUGCAAGGCAAAGGACCAAGUCAAGCCUCCACUGUCAUACCUGUUUGGGGAUAAAACCCGCUUAUACUCUUCAACUGUGAAAGACAAAGCCACCAGCGAGCUUAUCAGGUUCACCAGGCGGUGCAUUAAUGUGGCGCCCUCUAGAGAAACUGCAGGAGAGCUGUUGCUGGGGAAGUCCGGGAUGUACUUUGUGGAGGACAGUUCUGCUGAAGCCCAUGACACUCAGGAUCCCCAGGAGGAGAUGGAGCCUGCCUCCUUCUCCUGGACCUAUGAGGAGAUUAAGGAGGUCCAUAAGCGCUGGUGGCAGCUGAAGGACAGAGGCGUGGAGAUAUUUCUGACCAAUGGCAGGACCUUUCUACUGGCAUUCGACAACACCAAGUUCCGUGACACAGUUUACCAGAAUAUUCUCUCGUCCAACCUGCCCAACCUGCUGGAGUACGGUAACAUCACGGCGCUCACACACCUGUGGAGCAGCGGUCAGAUUUCUAACUUUGAGUACCUCACACACCUUAACAAGAACGCCGGCCGCUCCUUCAACGACCUCAUGCAGUACCCCGUCUUCCCCUUCAUCCUGAGGGACUACACCAGCGACACACUGGACCUAAACGAUGCUGCCAUCUACAGGAACCUCAGUAAACCAAUAGCAGUGCAGACUAAAGAGAAGGAGGACCGAUAUGUGAGCAACUACAAGUACCUGGAGGAGGAGUUUAGGAGGGGAGCUGAUGAGAAGGCCUCCAUGCCCCCUGUGCAGCCGUAUCACUACGGCUCCCACUACUCCAACAGCGGCACCGUGCUGCACUUCCUGCUCAGAAUGCCCCCCUUCACCAACAUGUUCCUGGUCUACCAAGACCGCAGCUUUGACAUCCCAGACCGUACCUUCCACUCUAUGGAUACUACAUGGCGCCUGUCCUCCUACGAGUCCAUGACUGACGUCAAGGAGCUCAUCCCGGAAUUCUUCUACCUGCCUGAAUUCCUGGUCAACAGAGAAGGGUUCGACUUUGGCCUGCGGCAGAACGGGGAGCGUGUGGACCAUGUCAGCCUGCCCCCCUGGGCCCGGAACGAUCCGCGUUUGUUCGUCCUGAUCCAUCGGCAGGCGCUGGAGUCGGAGCAGGUGUCCCAGACGCUGUGCCACUGGAUCGACCUGGUCUUUGGGGUUAAGCAGAAAGGCAAAGCCGCGAUUCAGGCCAUCAACGUCUUCCACCCCGCGACGUAUUUUGGGAUGGACGUGUCGGCGGUGGAAGACCCGGUGCAGCGGCGGGCCCUGGAGACCAUGAUAAAGACGUACGGCCAGACGCCACGGCAGCUCUUCAGCAGCACCCACAUCAGCCGCUCCGGGCCCCACCUCCUCCCGGAGAGUGAGCUGCCUGCUGCCGUGGGCCUGUUUGUCCAGCGGGCCUUCAGAGAGAGCAAGGAGCCGCCCAGGGAGGUGGUCUGCCAGAGCCCCCUGCCCUGGAUCAAAGGGCUGAAGUGGGGUGACUACGUGGGGUCCCCUUCUGCCCCCGACCCCGUGGUGUGCUUCAGUCAGCCCCACGGAGAACAUUUCGGCUCCCUGCUAGCCCUGCCCACCCGGGCAGUCUGCGGCCUGUCCCGCAACUUCUGCCUCAUGAUGAUCUACAGCAAGGAGCAAGGUGUGCGGAGCAUGCACAGUACGGAUAUCCAGUGGUCGGCCAUCUUGAGCUGGGGCUAUGCUGACAACAUACUGCGACUCAAGAGCAGGCAGAGUGAGCCGCCAGUCAACUUCAUCCAGAGUUCCCACCUGCACCAGGUCAGCAGUUGUGCUUGGGUCCCUGACAGCUGCCAACUCUUCACAGGCAUUAAGUGUGGAGUGAUCAUGGCCUACCACUGCGGCUUCACCAACACCAUGCCCUCAGAGAUGGAGGUGGACUCCCAGGUGCACCUGUACGGCCACACAGCAGAGGUGACCCACCUGUUUGUCUGCAAGCCCUACAGUGUGCUCAUCAGUGGCAGCCAAGAUGGCACCUGCAUCCUCUGGGAUCUGAACAGGUUAUGUUACAUACAGAGCCUCAUGGGGCACAAGAAUCCUGUCACAGCCGUGUCUGCCAGCGAGACCACAGGUGACAUCGCCACUGUAUGCGACUCAGCAGGGGGCGGCAGUGACCUCCGCUUGUGGACGGUGAAUGGAGCCCUUAUUGAAUUGGCUCACUGCAGAGAAACCAUCCACUCUCUGGCGUUCUCCAAUCAGCCAGAAGGCAUGUCCGUCAAUGUUAUCGCCGGGGGACUGGAGAAUGGUGUCGUCAGACUCUGGAGCACUUUAGACCUGAAGCCUGUCAGAGAGAUCACUUUCCCCAAGUCCAACAAACCCAUCAUCAGCCUGACGUACUCGUGUGAAGGACACCACUUGUACACGGCCAACGGCGAUGGCACGGUGAUGGUCUGGUGCCGGCGGGACCAGCAGCGGAUGAAGCUCCCCAUGUUCUACUCCUUCCUCAGUAGCUACGCUGCUGGUUGACCUCAUGUGCUUCCCCAGAGACACCAGGGAUUGUCAGAACAUGUGCCCAACCCAGCGGGAGCUCUACUGGGCUCUAUAAGCCAGUCCCAUCAUUCUAAAAGAAUGAGAAAGCUAAGAGAGAUGUGUACAUAUAUGAAUAUAAGAAAUCUGAAUGUAUUAAGAUGUAUAUAUAUAUGGAAGGGAGUUGUUCACAGAUUCUGGCUGGGGGAUUUGAUGCUCAGAUGGUGCUUCUUCAACCUGAUCUCAAGUGUUUCAUCAGACUUUUUUCAUUUGUACAUUUUUUCCUCCUGUGACUGUUUUUUCUUUUUUGCCACGAAAGUGGUUCAAAUGUAUAGCUGGCUGGCUCCAUUUUGAUUUGUUUUGGAGUAUGUUCCCUUCUAAACUGCUACAGACUGGCUUUGCCAGACAAGGGUGCUGUUACAGCUGCUGCACCCUCUGACCUCUCUGAGCCUUCUGUCCCUCUCCAGUCAUUAUCCCUCUAUGAUAAAGCCCACUAAGGCUCUGUGGCUGUCAUCUUGUACAGAAACUAGACCCUGCGUAGCCACUUAUGUUUCUGAUGUGAUGUCACAGAAUUUGGGCCCCUGUGUGUUAUCUUGUGGCAUGCUGGGUACUCGUGCCAAGGGAGUAGCUACAGGGUGUGUGAGAUAAGAUAACCUGAGAUAUGCUUUAUUGAAUCCUGUGGGGUAAUUUACCCUCUGGACUUAACCCAUCUUGGCUACUUAGGAGCAGUGGUUGGCCACAAUGCAGCACCUGGGGACCAACUCCAGCUGUGAGGCCAGUCCCUUGGUCAAAGACAAUGGCAGGAGUACAGCUAACGUGACAUGCAUGUCUUUCGGCGUGGGAGGAAACCGGAGUACCCAGACAAAAACUAUGUGAACACGGGAGAACAUGCAAACACCAUGCAGAGAAGAUCUGGCCAGCUGGGAGUCAAACCCAUAACCUACUUCUUGCAAGGCAACAGCGCUAACCACUGCACCGCUGCAUGUACAGUGCAAACUGUCACUUAUCCUCAGUGUUUUACUCCGGAGACUGUUACAAGUGUCUCAUUAAAAUCAUGAGGAGUCAGAGCAAAAUUGCCCUCUUGCAAGACAGAUUUCUUCCCAAGGUACAAGUAAUUUUACUGGAAUGGCUCAGAAGAGUGCUAGUCUUUCCUGUGUCCCUUGAAAACUGGAAGCAGUAGAAUGAAAUUCUAUUUCAAAUUUAAAAUCCGCUUUCAACUGCAGAGGACAUCGGAGGAUCUGCAGAGAACCAAUUUUUGAUCGGUGUGACUUUCCAUACUGCCCUGGCCGUAAAUCCUUAAAUGUUCUUUCCUUUACUCUGGAUUAAAGUAGUCAUGUUGUUUGUUAGGUUAGAGGAUGUGGUGGAGAAAAAAAAUCAGGGCUGAAAUCACUUGUGGUACCAUGAUCCCUGCAUUUGCUGCUGCAGUAUAAUUUCACAUUUAGCCUUAAAUAAUUUGUGUUGGUAGUUCAUAGGAUUGCACAUCCUACGUUUCGUGUAAUGCUUAAAAACUACUUGAAAGGGAGAGUUCUUGUUGUGUCAUGCUCACAACAAGUAUUUAAUUUUCCAGUGAAUUUUGUAAUGAGUUUAUGCAGAUUUACAUAAUGCUUCUUUAGCCGGUUUCAGUAAAGUAUGAAAAUAAUAUAACUGGUGCCUUUUCAGUUUUUUUACAUGGACUUGUCCACCCAAAGCUCUACAUGUUUACAAUGUGUCAUAUGAUCAAAGGCUCUAUUUCUGUAUUUGUAUACAUGUACAUAUAAUCUCCCUCAUGUUUCUCCUUAUGUCUGUAUGUUGUGUGUAAUGCAAUGGUGUGAAAAGCAGUGUGUUAAAUUAAUAUGUUCUACAAAUGUUAUUGGGUUACAAAUACUUACUGCAAAAACAGAAUUUGAAAUGUUUUCAGAGGACCAUUGAGAAGGUUUUUGUUGUCGGUUUAUUUAUUCUUUCUUUGUUUGUUGAAUCCAUUGGCAUGUGAGUUCAUGUAGCUGUCAAUACACAUUUCUAUUAUGAA